AGAAUUCUGGGAGGUGGUCUUUGCUUCUGCUCAGAAGGGCAGUUGGGAGUCUGGAGAAGACAAGAAAGACAGAGGGGCUUCCUCCAUGUUCGGUCACUGGGCAGCGAACGUGGUACGACGGAUGGGCAGACAUAGUGGACUAGGCACUGUGGGACGUCCCAAGUUCUGGGCGCCGCAACGAAGGGAUCUCUCCCUCCAUGAAUACCUGAGUAUGCAGCUGCUAAAGGAAGCUGGUGUCUCAGUGCCAAAGGCCCUGGUGGCCAAAACCCCCGAGGAGGCCUUCCAAGCCGCCGAGAAGAUCGGGACGGAGGACCUGGUGGUGAAGGCCCAGGUUUUAGCCGGGGGGCGCGGCAAAGGGACCUUUGAAGGUGGGCUGAAGGGCGGUGUGCAGAUGGUGGGUUCUCCAGAGGAGGCCAAGGAGGUGGCUUCAAGGAUGAUCGGCAAGAAGCUCUUCACCAAGCAGACGGGCGAGAAAGGACGGAUCUGCAACCAGGUCCUUGUCUGCGAACGCCGCUAUUUGCGGAAGGAGUACUACUUUGCCAUCACCAUGGAGGGUGCCUUCCAGGGACCGGUGUUGAUUGGCAGCUCCCAAGGUGGGGUCAACAUCGAAGAGGUGGCUGCCGAGAACCCAGAGGCCAUCUUGAAAGAACCGGUGAACAUCGUGGAGGGCAUCCAGGAAGAUCAGGCCCUACGGCUGGCCCGGAAAAUGGGAUUUCCCACCAAGGUGGUGGGUGCGGCUGCCGAGAACAUGGUCAAGCUGUACCACCUGUUUAUCAAGUACGACGCACUCCUGGUGGAGAUCAACCCACUGGCGGAGGACUCUACGGGGACCGUGAUGUGUGUGGACGCCAAAAUCAACUUCGAUGACAAUUCAGCCUUCCGUCAGCAAAAGGUCUUCAAGCUGCAGGAUUGGACCCAGAUGGACGAGAAGGAGAGAGAGGCAGCCAACGCAGAACUGAACUACAUCGCAUUGGAUGGGAACAUCGGUUGUCUGGUCAACGGGGCAGGCUUGGCCAUGGCCACCAUGGACAUCAUCAAGCUCCACGGAGGCUCGCCGGCCAACUUCCUGGACGUCGGUGGAGGGGCCACGGCGGAGCAGGUAAAGGAGGCCUUCAAGCUGAUCACAUCCGACAAGCAGGUGCAGUCCAUCCUAGUCAACAUUUUUGGUGGCAUCAUGCACUGCGACAUCAUCGCCAAAGGCAUCAUCCUGGCGGCCACCGAGCUGGAGCUGAAGAUUCCCGUGGUGGUCAGGUUGCAGGGCACCCAAGUCGAGCAGGCAAAGGUUUUGAUAGCCCAGAGCAAGCUGGAGAUCUUGGCCUGUGACGACCUGGACCAGGCGGCCAAAGUGGCCGUGGGCCUCUCCAAAAUCGUGACAUUGGCCAAGGAAGCCCAGCUGGAGGUGACCUUCCAGUGGAAGACCUGAGGAAGGUUCUCUGCUUGGGAUUUCUGAAGGCUCUCAAGGCCCCCAAACUUCUAAGGGCUGAAUCAGGCAAGCAUGGCUUCCAUCUCCACCAUGGCUGAUGAUCAGGAGAUCUCCUGUAGCUUCACUUCUUCUGUCCUCCUGUUUGUAGAUGACCAAGGAGGUCAACUGGAAACUCUAUGAUGGGCUUGGCUGGCUUCUUCCCAAUAAAACCUUGGCGUGAAGCUGA
Molecule: messenger RNA, 1649 nt
Organism: Pantherophis guttatus
Lineage: Eukaryota; Metazoa; Chordata; Lepidosauria; Squamata; Colubridae
Source: RefSeq, a predicted model, not a curated record